UGGAUCCUAGUGAGGAAAAGUUAUGUAUAUUGAUUAUCAAUUAUAUUUAAUGUUGAUUAUUUGUUAUGCUAAUAAAAUCUUAUUUAUAUCUUUUUGCAGUCGAGUGGUGGCUACAAUUUGGAGGCGAUGCACCACAUUUAAGGAAGGUUGCCGUUCGUAUACUUUCACAGACAACAACAUCUAGUGGUUGCGAACGUAAUUGGUCAACAUUUGCAUUGAUUCAUACGAAGGUCCGCAACAGACUCUCCUACAGACGGUUAGAGAAACUAGUAUAUGUCCAUUAUAACAUGCGGCUAAAAUUACGAUGUGCUGAGUUGGAUAAGGAGCCAGAGGAACCAGAUAUUGAUCCUAUUGACCUCCAAUUCUACAACGAAGAUUCAGAGCCAAUGUUAGAUUGGGUUGAAGCAGCAGAGAACCAAGAGGAUCCUCUACUUGAUGAGGCGGGAGAUCCUCAGCGUCCUUCGCGUUUUAUCACCGAGGCAAUAGAAGAAGAAGAAGAAGCACAACCCCAACAAGUGGAAAAUCCCCCUCGAUUACAACAUGGUAUGAGUCAAACGGCUCGAGGAACUACCGAUACCCAACGGUCACACUCGUCCGCCCAACGUGCAAAGGCAAAGGGGAAGGCAGUAGCAUCAGUUGCAUCGUUGGAAAGAAUCGAGUCGGGCGACGAGACACCUUCACAAUCACAUUCUCUUUCUCGUUCGGUCCAGAGACAUGACAGCAACACGGACAGCAGUGCCUCAACAGAUGAUGGCGGUGAUACCGGGCAGUCGUUGGUCUCGUCUGCACAACUUGAGGGUGGUGAAUGGACUGAGGAGCAAUAUUUUACACAUGCCACUCAAGAUUCAGAUCAUGGAACUCGACAAGGUACUGGUCAAGUUUAUGCGCGGAAGGGGAAGGGGAAGGGGAAGGCAGUGGAUGAAUAUAAACAAAUGCGACAGAGCAUACAUGAUAUAGACACAGAAAGAGACUCAUCGUAUUCACAACAAUCGUAUUAUGGAGAAUCAUAUGGGCAACAACAGUAUGGUGAUAGUUGGUCAUCCUUCUCUGAGCAACAGCAUGAUACAGAACAACAUCAAUAUAUGCCUCAAGAGCUGCCUCGAACAAAUAUAAUUCAUGACGAUCAAUCUACGAUCAGCACCACAUUGAUGCAUCAAUGGCAUACGGUGUAUCAAUACACUAUGUCAUGGGAUCGAUUUCAUGAUUGGGUCCAACAAACGUAUCAUAUUGAUAUGUAUCGGAUCGAGGACCCUGAUCCACCACCCGUGGAGGCCCGUCGUUCGUUUUGGUGGUAGAAUUAACAAUCAGAUAUUUCAAUCUAUAACGAGCUGAAAUACGAACCUCGAACAAGACUACCUCAAAGCCCGAAAAAGAUAUGUGAUGCUAUUCUUACCUAAUUUACAUUGAUUUUGCC
Molecule: messenger RNA, 1414 nt
Organism: Musa acuminata AAA Group (dessert banana)
Lineage: Eukaryota; Viridiplantae; Streptophyta; Magnoliopsida; Zingiberales; Musaceae
Exons: 2
Coding region: 66-1295 (409 amino acids)
Molecular function (GO): protein dimerization activity
Source: RefSeq, a predicted model, not a curated record